Daucus carota subsp. sativus is the source of this 3053-nucleotide messenger RNA. RefSeq names its product histidine--tRNA ligase, cytoplasmic. Gene Ontology annotation, cellular component: mitochondrion; cytosol. Gene Ontology annotation, molecular function: histidine-tRNA ligase activity; ATP binding; RNA binding. Gene Ontology annotation, biological process: histidyl-tRNA aminoacylation; mitochondrial translation. NCBI's taxonomy places the organism in Eukaryota, Viridiplantae, Streptophyta, Magnoliopsida, Apiales, Apiaceae. The transcript is spliced from 7 exons. The record is from RefSeq and is a predicted model, not a curated record. Bases 171 to 2855 code for a protein of 894 amino acids.
AAUUAUACGAAUAUCGAAUAUACAUAACGGCAAACAGUAUGAAAAGUUUCCAUUGAAAACCCUACCGUUAUACUAUUCUUAAACACUUCUGCAGCGCUGCAAUACCCAAUUGCUGAAUCAAUCAGUUCAGCUUCUUCAAUCCUAAGCAAAAGCUCAAAACUCACAGAAAAAUGACUAGUGGUACCGGAAAAGUCGUAAAUUUGGGGGGCAAGGGAUCUUCUCUCUCCUCAGCCUCUGUUUUUCAAGUAUCCACUUCUCUCUCUAGACUUUCAAUUGAUUCUUCCACAAAAAUCUCAUCUUCCUCCAAAACCCCACUUCCCAAACAACCCCUUAAUCCCAAUUCUCAGUUCUCUCUCCCUGAUUACUUAACCCCACUUGAAUUCAGAGCUUCUUUACUUGUUUUCUUGAAGAAACUCAUCUCCAUUUCUUUGCCCAAUUCAUCUGUUGCGGCUGAGAAGCUUCUGGGUGUUCUUAAUUCACCUGGGUCGUGUUCAAUUACUGCUGAGGAUUGUGAGUUCUUGAACCCCUUUGCGGGGUUUUGUGAUGUUAAUGCUUGUGUGUUGUAUGGUGUUUGUGCUCUUUUGGAUCACAGAUGGGCUGCAUUGUUGGGGGUUGUUGAUGCGGUUGCUGCUUUGUCGAUUGAGGCGCUGGGAGGUGACAUUGUUUCGUCUAAUAUUAAUUUGUUGAUUGAUUCAGGGGAUGGUUUAUCGGAUAAAGAUGAGGUUGGGGUUGCUAGUGAUCUUAAGGUAUUUCUAAAUGGUUCUAAAUUGGUAGGGAAGAAUCAGGUUAAGGGCUAUAGUGUGCAAGAUUUGGAUGUUAUUCCUGAGACUCAUGGACUUUUUAGAUUGAUUUCUAGAACUUUACAUGCGAAAUCGCGGGUGUUUUUGAAUUCAUUAACAGCUGGGAGUGGAAUCGUGGUGCUUUUAGCAUCUUUUGCUGAUGGGAUUUUGAAGUUGGGGGAGUCUAGUUGGGGUAGAAGUAGCCUUGUUGUUGGUUCUUUGGGGAACAAUGAGGCUCUGUCGUUUAUUACUCGUUUUGUUGAAAUGUUUAAAGCAGAAUGCCCUGGGAUUGAUAGAUUGAAGGAGGUAUACAGUUCUGCUUUAGCUGCUAAAAGUGGUGGUGACAACCUAAAGUUUGUUCAUGACAUUUUUAUUUUGUCUGACCUUGUUGGGACAAUUUUUUCUUGGGAAGCUACAGCUGCAUUUAUCUCACUUACCCUUAUCAGCGGUGCCGAUAUAUUUAAUGCAAAAGGUAAUGUGGCGGUAGUGGAGGCAACAAACAAUGUAGGAGCUGAUAAUAGUAAAGCUAAUGAGAAGAAGCAACAGAAGGAAAAGAAAAAAAACAAGGUUGCUUUUGGUAAAGGAACUACUGCAUUUAUGCAGUAUCUUCAGGAUAGGCUGCAGCUUACGGCUUCUGGAGAUAUAGAGACAUGGGUGCAGCAGUUCCUCUCAAUUUUGGAUCUGAAGGACCCUGGCUAUAUUAGCUUACUUGAGAAAAUUAAAGAUAUUGUUGACAGCAAUGAUAGCAGAAGGCUUCCCAAGCUUCCAAAGGGUACUCGUGAUUUUGCCAAGGAACAGAUGACUGUGAGAGAGAAAGCAUUUUCGAUAAUAAGCAAGGUUUUCAAGAAGCAUGGUGCAACAGCCCUCGAUACACCUGUCUUUGAAAUGAGGGAGACUCUAAUGGGUAAAUAUGGAGAGGAUUCAAAAUUGAUUUAUGAUCUUGCUGAUCAGGGUGGAGAGCUUUGUUCCCUUCGCUAUGACUUGACGGUCCCCUUUGCCAGAUAUGUUGCUAUGAACGGACUUACAUCAUUUAAAAGGUACCAAAUAGCAAAAGUCUACAGAAGGGACAAUCCUUCCAAGGGGAGAUACCGUGAAUUCUAUCAAUGUGAUUUUGAUAUUGCUGGUAAAUUUGAAAAGAUGGGACCAGAUUUUGAGGUCAUAAAGAUUUUGACUGAACUACUGGAUGAGCUAAAGAUUGGGGAUUAUGAGGUGAAAUUGAAUCAUCGGAAAUUACUGGAUGGAAUGCUAUAUAUAUGUGGAGUACCUCCUGAGAAAUUUAGAACCAUUUGUUCAAGCAUUGACAAGUUAGACAAGCAACCGUUUGAGCAAAUAAGGAAGGAAAUGGUUGAGGAGAAGGGCUUAAGUACUGAAACCGCGGAUAGGAUUGGUACUUUUGUGAAGAAUAGGGGACACCCUCUGGAACUAUUAUCUGAGCUGAAACAGGAGGGCAGCGAGUUCGUAAAGAAUAAAGAAGCAUCAGAAGCACUGGAUGAGCUAGAGAUCUUAUUUGAAGCUUUAGAAAAGUCAAAAUGUAUUGAUAAAGUGGUCUUUGAUCUCAGUCUGGCCAGAGGUCUUGACUAUUAUACAGGAGUCAUAUAUGAAGCUGUGUUUAAAGGAGCUACACAGGUCGGUUCAAUUGCAGCUGGAGGACGUUAUGACAAACUAAUUGAAAUGUUUGGUACAAAGGAGGUUCCAGCUAUUGGUGUCAGUCUAGGCAUAGAACGAGUAUUUACUAUAAUGGAACAGAUCCAGAAAGAACAGAACCAGACUGUACGAGCUACAGAAACACAGGUCUUGGUGAGUAUUCUGGGGGAUAAUCUGUCACUAGCUGCUGAGCUAGCUAGUGAAUGUUGGGCUGCUGGAUUGAAUACAGAGUACCUGGUAAACAAGAGAGUGACGAAGCACUUCGAUCGUGCUAAAGAUUCGAAGAUCCCUUGGAUGGUAAUUGUUGGUGAUCCCAAAGUCAGCGAAGGAAUGGUGAAAUUAAAGAAUCUGGAGGCUAAUAAAGAGGAGGAAAUUCCUAGAAGUCAAAUUGUAGAGGAGCUGAGUAAACAUUUGAGCAACACAUCAUCCUGAAGAAAGUAAAUCAUUUUUCACGUGUAAAACCACACAACUACAUGUUAUGAAGAUGUCAUCUUUUAGUUAGAAAUGAAAUGUUUUACAUGGCACUGCUGAAUAGAGUAUGUUCUAAAGAUUAAUUUGUGUUUCGGGGUGUCAUUGCAGAAUGAACAACUGUUGGACCUUUUAAAUCAAUGGUUUUUGUUAUUUUAUUUA